AGAGCCGCCGAGUAUCGACGAAAGCGUCCGAAAACCUCGGACCUCGAGCCUGCGCCGCCGGCGCCGCUGUGGCUGCGGCGUGUCUGGCGGCGGGGGGCCGCCGGGGCCAUGGCGGCGCUGCCGGCAGCCGCCCAGCGCGGAGGCGCGCCGUCGUCUGGAGAGGAUCCCUCGGGUAUGCCGUCGGCGAGUUCGACGGCCAGGUGCCAGCAGCCCCGGAGGAAGACCGGCGACGUCGUCGGGCACGACUGGAGCAAGCUGGUCAUUCGGCAGGCGGAUUCGGACAGGAUGCUGGAAGAGCUGCAGGCAGGCAACUGCAUUUGUGAGGACAUGGACGACAUCCCGGGGGACACCUACAAACACCCGCUCAGCCGCCUGCACUACGAGCAGCUGGACCGGCAGCGGCCACGUGGCCCCGAACUGGCGGGCCCCUCGGAGGCGCCCCACCUGCGCCUGCGCACCCUGCGGGCCGAGACCGCUACGUCGGGCGAAGCCCUUGACCGCUGCCUCCGCAGGAACGCUUUGGCAGGAGAUCUAGGACCGCUUCAUCCUCUUUGCGCCUCUUGCCUUCACCCUUUUUGAUGGUAUUGCCACGGGAGCAGAGCAAAAGAGGCAUGGGACAGGCUUCCAGGUCAUUGCAUGGGCGCCUUCUCUCCAGAAGCCACAUCUGCCAGCCUUGGCUUCUUUGCAUGCCGCAAACGGCGAAACAUUAUGGAGAAUCAUUGUUUUUCCGCUCAGGGAUGAUUUGCGUCCGAUGGUCAUGUGAAGUGGUUGGGUGUGGUUAGCAUAGUUGGUGGCACGAGCUGGCCCUAGCUAUAGAUUUUCAUUGUCGGAGGACGAUCGACUUUUGCCUGAAUGAAGGGCGGCUCGGUGAAGCAUCAAUGACGGGGUCAGGGAAUAUCUCCUUCUGCUUAUAUACAACUAAUUUUUGUAAUUCAUAACCAUAUCUGUAUAUACACGUCAAGAUCUCCAGUGCUAGAGCGCCACCUUCGCUGCCAGAGUCAGCGUGCUGGCGCCGAUGUUGAGAAUAAUUGGGGGUGGCUGUCCUCUUUCUUUUUUCCCGUCCUCUCCC
Molecule: messenger RNA, 1069 nt
Organism: Prorocentrum cordatum
Lineage: Eukaryota; Dinophyceae; Prorocentrales; Prorocentraceae
Source: the annotation of a GenBank genome assembly